This is a messenger RNA of Hippocampus zosterae (dwarf seahorse), 3133 nucleotides long. Its product is annotated as alpha-1,6-mannosylglycoprotein 6-beta-N-acetylglucosaminyltransferase B-like. The record is from RefSeq and is a predicted model, not a curated record. Gene Ontology annotation, molecular function: alpha-1,6-mannosylglycoprotein 6-beta-N-acetylglucosaminyltransferase activity. Gene Ontology annotation, biological process: protein N-linked glycosylation. The coding region runs from base 316 to 2733 and encodes 805 amino acids. Lineage: Eukaryota; Metazoa; Chordata; Actinopteri; Syngnathiformes; Syngnathidae. The transcript is spliced from 18 exons. Gene Ontology annotation, cellular component: Golgi apparatus.
CCCCCCCCCCCCCCCCUCCGAACACGCCGUCGUCGAGUCCGGGAGCAACAGUAACACGGGAUGCAGGGCGAAUAUCCGCAAUCCACGCAGUGUGUGGCGAGAGGCUGAUAAGCAUCACAAGGAGCCACUGAGCCGCAGCACUCAUCGAAGGAAGAAGUUGGUGUGGACCAGUGACACAGAGAAGCGUGGAAGUUGUGUUUUCGGUGCCACUUUUGGUCGCUGGCUGCCACCUGCCCGCUUGAAAGUUAUGCGUUGGAGUCGUGCUGUGCUGCCCGGCACACACCGCUCGGUGAAUGGACACGAGUGUGCGCGAUAAUGAGCGGCGAUAUUUCCACGAUGACGAGGAGAUGUCUUCUCACUUACAAACCAUUCAGGAUUUUCGUGCUAGGGAUUGGCUUCUUCAGUUUGUGCUUUCUAAUGACCUCUCUCGGGGGCCAGUUCUCAACCAAGCGACCCUCAGAUUCUCCAUUCACCACGCGGGCAGAAGUAUUUGGUGGUCAAGAAUCUCGCGGUGUGCUCAGGAAAAUCAGCGACAUGCUGGAAGUCAUUAUGAAGCGGAUGGACACUCUGUCUCGACUGGGUAACACCACUGAAAGCCACAAGCUGGAUGAGCUCGCCUCCGUCCUCGACAGAAUUCAGCCCAUAGGUCUGGUGGAGCGGAUCCAGGCCAUCGCCCAGAACAUGUCGGACAUGGCAGGGAGGGUCGAGCAGAUUCUGCAGCGCAGCAUCGCGAGCAAAAAAGUUAGGGAAGGAACAUUGGGACAGUGUGACAUUCCAAAAGACCCUCAUUAUCCUGACUGCCCCGGCAAAAUGGAUUGGAUGCGCGCCCGUUGGACCUCUGACCCGUGCUAUGCAUUUUAUGGAGUCGACGGCUCGGACUGCUCCUUUCUCAUCUACCUGAGUGAGGUGGAGUGGUUCUGCCCCCCGCUGGCCUGGAGGAACCAGACUGCUACGCCCACUUUGAAGCCCCCACCCAAAAAACAAGCUGUUUUCCGGUUCGACACGGGCGCUCUGCUGGAGCAGGUGGGCACCGGGAAGGAGUCUCUGAACUUCAUGAAGAGACGCAUACAAAGGCUGGCAGCGCAAUGGGCCUCUGCGGCUCGGCGGCUGGAUGACAAGCUGCGCAGCCACCGCAGGGACGAGAAGCGGAUUCUUGUCCACGUGGGAUUUCUGACAGAGGAGUCCGGCGAUGUGUUCAGCCCGAAGGUGCUGAAAGGGGGUCCGCUGGGUGAGAUGGUGCAGUGGGCCGACAUCCUCACGGCUCUCCACGUGCUCGGACAUGACCUCAAGAUCUCUGUUUCUGUCAAGGAGCUCCACGGGUUUUUGGGGGUCCCCCCAGGGAGAGGAAGCUGCCCUCUGACUGGCGCUCUGCCCUUUGACCUCAUCUACACAGACUACCACGGCCUGCAGCAGAUGAAGCAGCAUAUGGGGCUGUCACUCAAGAAGCACAAGUGCCACAUCCGUGUGAUUGACACUUUUGGCACAGAGCCGGCAUACAACCACGAAGAAUACGCCACUCUGCAUGGCUACAGAACCAACUGGGGCUACUGGAACCUUAACAGCCAACAGUACAUGACCAUGUUCCCUCACACGCCAGACAACUCUUUUAUGGGGUUUGUGGCGGAGGAGCUGAAUGAGACGGCGAGACUGAACAUCCAAAAAAGCAAAGUGAACAACAUGGCUGUCGUCUACGGCAAAGAGGUCAGCAUGUGGAAGGUGCACCAAGGUAAAGAGACAUUCUUGUCCAUCCUGCAUCGCCACAUGGAGAUCCACGGGACGGUGUACUACGAAACGCAGCGUCCCCCGGAGGUGCCUGCCUUUGUGAAGAACCACGGCCUUCUCCCUCAGCAGGAACUCCAGCAGCUCCUUCGGAAGGCUAAGCUGUUCAUUGGAUUUGGCUUCCCGUAUGAGGGGCCGGCUCCUUUGGAAGCCAUCGCCAAUGGCUGCAUCUUUCUGCAGCCCAGGUUUAGCCCUCCUCACAGUUCUCUCAAUCAUGAGUUCUUCAGAGGGAAACCCACCUCCAGGGAGGUGUCCUCUCAGCAUCCCUAUGCGGAGCAGUACAUCGGCAGGCCACACGUCAUUACCGUCGACUUCAAUAACUCUGAAGAGUUUGAUGCAGCCAUCCGUGACAUCAUGAAGAUCAACGUGGAGCCUUUUUUGCCAUACGAGUACACCUGUGAGGGAAUGCUGGAAAGAGUUCAUGCCUACAUUCAGAACCAGGAUUUUUGUUCUCCCGAGGCUCGCUUUCCUCCGGUAAACGCUUCGAGAACAUGGCAGGGCAGCCCACUCGCUCCUUUCAUGCUCCUGCCCAACUCGAGUGUCCUAACUUGGGCCUCCAACAUCACCUCCCACGCAUCCUGGCCCCCGCUCGGGUCCCUGCAGCUCUUGGCUUCGCUGCAGGGCGAGUCAUGUGUGAAAGCCUGCCAGGAUGCCGGCUUAAUCUGCGAACCUGCAUUGUAUCGUUUCAUCAACAUCAAGGAGGCCUUUAAUGCGCUGGACUUCCAAUGUGCGGGACUGGAGUCGGAGAUGAAUCACCUCUUUCCCGCCUUCUCAGCAGAACAUGCAGAAUGUGGCCUGCAGCAGGACCCGCUGCUGUUCAGCUGCGCGGGAGCCAGCAUCAAAUACCAGCGCCUUUGUCCCUGUAGAGACUAUCGAGACGGCCAGGUGGCCCUCUGCAGGGACUGCUUGGGACCGGAGUCGCUCGCUCCCGUUAGACCGGGAGAUCCUCUCUGACUUGGUAGCUUGUGGUCAAAUGUUUUGACAGGUGCCAUUUGGCUGUCCGAGUUGGUUUAAAAAAAAAAAAAAAAACUCAGGGACUUGCAUGAUUGUACAAGUACUUUAUAUCUGGUGGGCUUUGAGUCUAAAGUUUUACGUGUGUGCUUUGGGACCAUAUGAAAGGAAUUGAUCAUUGAAGACGCCUCAUACUGGCUGUGUAAGCUUAAAAACGAAUUCCCGUGCAAUGGAAGAGGGACGUCAAUCUGUGCGUCUUGAUAUUGUCAGAAUCCUUUCAGUGUUCGUGUAUAUUUGUAUCAGAUGGACUGACUCAAAGCCAUUCACACCAUGUCAAGAUGUCCUAUUUUCCAUGUCUGGUAUUUGUACAUAAUUGUUUAAUAAAUACGGAAAACAAGGCUAA